Messenger RNA from Raphanus sativus (radish), 860 nucleotides. RefSeq names its product heat stress transcription factor A-4c-like. Gene Ontology annotation, biological process: regulation of transcription by RNA polymerase II. Gene Ontology annotation, molecular function: DNA-binding transcription factor activity; RNA polymerase II cis-regulatory region sequence-specific DNA binding. The coding region runs from base 166 to 654 and encodes 162 amino acids. Lineage: Eukaryota; Viridiplantae; Streptophyta; Magnoliopsida; Brassicales; Brassicaceae. The transcript is spliced from 2 exons. The record is from RefSeq and is a predicted model, not a curated record. Gene Ontology annotation, cellular component: nucleus.
GGCAGUGAUUUUGUUUUAUUGUCUAGGGUUUCUAUAUUAAACGACGAUCCUAUUUUUUUUUUAUUCAGAGGAAAGCGACCUUCCGAUUCUCUCGCCAAGAUUCACGCAAGGUACGAGUCUUACUUACAGGAUCUGUUAAAUCUCCGAGUGCUACAGAGAUUAGAGAUGGACUUUUCUACCGAAAGAACCAGAAUCUGCGCUUUCCUCAACAAAGCAUAUGAGUUGGUUGAUGAUCCUUCUACGGAUAAGAUAAUUUCGUGGGCACCAAACGGCAGGACAUUCGUGGUUUGGAAACCGCUCAAGUGUUCAAGUGACCUUCUUCCACUACGCUUGGGAAUCGCAAACUUUGCAAGAUUCGAGUCAUAUGGCUUUAGCAAGAUUGUGUCUGGACAACAGUUGGAGUUUCUAUGCAAAGAUUUCGUGAAGGGCCACCCUGAGCUUUUGGAGAGGAUUAGCGAUCGGUACGUGGCCAAGUUGAGAGCUUUCUAUGAGAAGAGGUACAAGCCAUUUGAGGAUCGGCUUAAAAAUGCAAAGACCAAGGAAGAGUGGGAUCUAGCAGUGAAGGAGCAGAAGGGGUUUUUUGAAAACGAUAGUAAGGAGAGAAGGGCGAGCAGGCCAAGGACGAAGAGCUCUCCACCAGCUCCGGAGAAUUAAGUGCAGAGUAAUGGAAUUUGAGAACAUUCUUUUGUAUCUUUGUGAAAACCUUUUCAUGUUAUGGGUUUCCCUACUGUGGUUUGUUUUCUGAACAAUAUUUCUCGUGUUCUUUUGUUUCCACUGAAUCCCUUCUCGUCUAGUUAGUGGUGUUUCUACUUUCAUUGUAAGAUACCCUUUGUGUGCUCAAUAAACUAUGAGCUUGCUGA